Molecule: messenger RNA, 221 nt
Organism: Cylicostephanus goldi
Lineage: Eukaryota; Metazoa; Nematoda; Chromadorea; Rhabditida; Strongylidae
Source: the annotation of a GenBank genome assembly
AUGUCACUACGUAAGAUCACAUCCGACGUCGAAGGGCAUCCAACUCCGCGUCUCAGCUUCAUCGAUGUUGCAACAGGCUCCCUCGGACAAGGGUUAUCGUGUGCCGCUGGAAUGGCAUACGUAGGAAAAUAUAUAGACAAGGCUAGCUACCGCGUUUUCUGUUUGAUGGGUGAUGGAGAAAAUGCUGAAGGAGCCAUUUGGGAAGCUGCUUGUGAGUGAUG